UUCAUGCAUGUUAAUGAUGUAAAGAGGAAGGAAGCCAAGGUCUCAACUGAUCUAUUUCUAUCUCUUAUCGUGUCUGGCUGACAAACAUCAUUUCUCAAGAGUGGAAUCUAGCUGCUGAUGAGGCUUCACCACAGAGACGUGAGAAACAAUGAUGGGUUUGAGAGAAGCAGCGAGUUGCUUUGUCAUCUUCCUUCUUUCUGUGUCAGGUCAAGGUCACAGUGGCCUCAUGAAACCUGUUCCUGGCCUCUCGAUCAUGAUGUUUCUAGUCUGUCUUUGGAGAAUUUCCUCAAAAUUGGUGCAGGGUGAGGAUCCCUGGGGAGUGAGGUGCACUCCGACUCAGAUCUGUGCUGUAAAAGGAUCGAAGGUGCAAAUACGCUGCUCCUACUGGCACCCAUCCAGAAUAGAUGACCUUGAUGUUGCAGUGGAGAAAACUUUCUGGUUUACUAAAGUGCAGGAUGGUCAACCUGUGGAUCUGAGAUCAGCCUCUGAGUACACAGGUCGUGUGAAGUAUGACUGUGGAAACAAGGCCUGCACUCUGACCAUCACAGACCUGAGAGACAGCGACUCUGAUGUGUACCAGUUCAGGUUCACAACAAACCAACCUACUGGGAGUUUAACUGGUUCACCUGGAGUCUCCUUGUCUGUCACUGGAGUCCAGGUGCUCACCACAAAAAUAUCAGCUUGCAAGACGUAUGACUGUUCAUGGUCACAUGUGGAGUGUCAAACCAGUUGUUCUCCAACUCCUAGUCCGUCCUACAUCUGGUACAAGAACGGACAAAAGACAUCGGGAGAAAAAUCUUAUACAGCCUACUUUUAUUCAAGAGACAGUAUUUCCUGUGCUGUGAGAGGCCACGAGGAUUUCCCCUCUGCUCCAGUGUGUGUCCAUGGAAAUUCAUGCAACAGAGUGAAUUACAUCGACAGGAACAUCUGUGCCUUUAAAGGCUCCUCAGUGGACAUCUCUUGCAGUUACAGCAGUCACUAUAAUCCUAUCACAUCUAAGUCCUGGUUGGUUGCUGAGCGUGAGGAUGUGCAGCUGCAUCGUCCUCAAGCUGUGGACUUACUCAACGACCCAGAGUUCACAGCUCGUGUUCAGGUCCUUGAUCCAGAGCCAGGGCGCUCCACUCUGAGAAUAAUGAACCUGAGACUGAGCGAUUCAGCCCAGUAUCGCUUCACAUUCAAAUGGAAGUGGUUUGAAUGGAACAGAAGUUUCCCUGGCACAACUCUGACUGUCACAGAUCCAGAUGUUCAGGUGAUCUGUUCUCCGAUUGGUCCAACACUGACUUGUCACAGCAGCUGUCUUCUCUCUGGUCGUCCCUCCUUUGUCUGGUUCAAGAAUGGAAGAGAAAUUCACGGGGAAACGUCUCCAACUUUCAGGGGAUUCCUUCACCCUGAAAACAACUAUUCCUGUGCUUAUGAGCAUCACCACUCGUCCCCUGUGUAUGCUCCGAAGGUUCCUUUAGUGCAGCUGAGUCAACCUGGAGACAUUCUGAAGGACAGCUCAGUGUCUCUGACCUGCAGCAGUGAUGCUAACCCACCCCCUGCAUACACCUGGUACAAGGAGAACCAGACUUUGCUCAACAGAGCAGCUCAGCUGGUUUUCAGCUCCAUUCUGUUGUCUGACUCUGGAGAAUAUUACUGCACAGCUGAGAAUGCGCUGGGGAAGACAACGUCUAAACGUGUCUUAAUAAAUGUGAAAUACGCUCCAAAGCCUCCCUCUGUGUCAGUGAGUCCCUCUGGUAAGAUCAUGGAGGGCAGCUCGGUGACUCUGACCUGCAGCAGUGAUGCUAACCCAGCAGCUAACUACACCUGGUACAAGAGAAGUGGAGAUAAACAAGUUCAACCAACAGCAUCAGGACAAAACUUCACCAUCACUGAUAUCACAGCUGAACAUGGUGGAAAGUAUCAGUGUGAGGCCCAGAACACACACGGACGUAGUAACACCACCUUACAUCUGACUGUUGGAGCAGGUGCUUGGAAAUCAGCAGUGACUGGAACAACCACAGCUCUUCUCCUGGUGGUCAUCCUCCUCACUGUCUUCCUGUGGAUCAGAAGAAACAAGUCCUUCACACAACAGCGUGAGUGCGGUGAGAGACCAGAAGACAGAGCGCAGAUUCCAGCUGCGGCACACACACGACCAGCAGAGCAGCACCAUGAGGUCCACUACGCCAGCGUCUGCUUCACCCAGAACCGGGCAGAUGACCUCUACUCCAACAUAGGUCGAGUUCAACCCCAGAGGGAAACUGAGGAAGACGAGGAGGAGGCUGAAUACAGCGCUGUUCGAUUUGACAGUGCAACAGGAACAAGACGUGAAGAAGAGGGGGACGAUUCAUCUGCAGUGUACAGCACAGUCACCAAACACUGAAGAGACACAACGUGAAUCUGUUGUUUAUAUGUGGAUUUUACAUUAUCACAGAACCAGGAGAAAUAAAACAUAUAGACAUGUGCA
Messenger RNA from Pleuronectes platessa (European plaice), 2446 nucleotides. RefSeq names its product B-cell receptor CD22. The transcript has 12 exons. The record is from RefSeq and is a predicted model, not a curated record. Bases 149 to 2362 code for a protein of 737 amino acids. Lineage: Eukaryota; Metazoa; Chordata; Actinopteri; Pleuronectiformes; Pleuronectidae.